Diversispora eburnea is the source of this 1287-nucleotide messenger RNA. The record is from the annotation of a GenBank genome assembly. Lineage: Eukaryota; Fungi; Glomeromycota; Glomeromycetes; Diversisporales; Diversisporaceae.
AUGGAAGCCAUUGCUGAUAAUCUAGCUCGCUCCGACUAUGAAAUUAUAUGUUUACAAGAAGUUUGGGUAUACGAUAAUUACGAGCUAAUCAGAAAUAAGAUUAAAAAACGAUUUCCAUAUGCUAGAUUUUAUCAUAGUGGCGUUCUUGGUGGUGGACUCGCUAUCUUUUCACGAUAUCCUAUCGUUGAAACUAAUUUUCAUCCUUACCGUUUAAAUGGUCGACCAAUUCAGGUCAAUCACGGUGAUUGGUAUGUAGGUAAAGGGAUAGCUAGUGCAGUGGUUGAUCAUCCCGUGGCAGGAUUAAUUGAGAUAUUCAAUACUCACACUCACGCAGGUUAUGGGUCAAAGGCUACCGACGUGUACUUGGGUCAUAGAAUAUCUCAAGGAUGGGAUGCAUCAAAUUUAAUGAAAAUAUCUGCUUCGAGGGGUCGUAAUGUUAUUGCUGUAAAUACUUUAGUGUAUAAACUUAUAACACAAAAUGGACAAAUGACAGAUGCUUGGCAAUCUCAACAUUCUUCUACUCCAGGUAGUGAUUCUACCACAUCAAUUACUCAACCUCAAGGUGGAUUAUCUGGAACUGAUCCUAAUUCUGCUAUAGUUCAAAAAGGUGUCACUUCUAAUUCACCAAUAAAUACAUGGACUAAACGUUCACGUAAACAAUCAGCGCGUGAUUUGGGACAACGUAUUGAUUAUAUAUUUUAUCGUAAAACAUCAAGAUUUUGGUGUAGUGGAUCUCGCGUCGUUUUUGUAGAAAAAAUUCCUGAAUUAAAUUGUAGUUACUCUGAUCAUUUUGGCGUAGAAGCAACUUUUGCACUUGUUGGACGUGACAAAAAUUCGGUUAUUCCAUUAUCUGUCUGGGAACAAGUUCCUUAUACUUUACGUGAAUUAGAUUCUCGCACACUUAAGAAUAUAAUUGAUUAUUUUAACAAAGAUUUAAUUAAUUCACAAAGAACUUCUCGUUUACAAUUACUUUUAUUUUGGUUUUCCCUACUUUUGGUAAUUUUUUUGAUUGCUAUAGAAUUAUUAAUUGCUAUAGGUACUAUAUCAGCUAAAGCUUGGAUAAGCAUUAUAAUAAUCGUAGUAAUUGGACCUCUGGCAGUAUUCGGAAGUAUUAUAGGAUCAAUUGGAUUUUUAUCCGGAAAUACGGAACAAAACGUUUUAAGUCAAUUGAUUGAAGAGGUUAAAACUUUUAACGAUGGAAAAAAAAUUCUUGAAAGUAGAGAAAGUAAAACUAGCAGUGAAGGAUUUUCUGAUAGCAGUCAAAGAUCUUCGGCUCGGCUGGAAUAA